AUGGGAAAUCAAGGUCCAGGAGGCACACAAAAUAUUUCAGACGAAGGAGGCCGGGCAAUUUUCACAAAAAAGAAUAGAUGUUUUAUUUGCCACAAGAUUGGACAUUUCGCAAGAAAUUAUCCCCAAUCGAGGAAAUUUGUCAAACUCUUGCAAGAAAUUGAAGAUUACACUAGCAUACAUCUCGGAAAAGAAGAAGACCUCGAGUUUAUAUUCUCUAUGGACGAUGAACCCACUGAAGAAACUCUAUUCUCUCUUGAUAUAUACGAAGAUCAUGGUGAUGACCACUAUCAAAUUUCUGAACCGGCCGCUAAAGCCCAGGAAGAGAUUAAUGCUAUCACAAUCAUCCCUCAAGUGGAACUCAUGAUUAAUGCUAUCACAAUCAUCCCUCAAGUGGAACUCAAGGUUUAUUCAUCCAAAUGGGAUAAACCAACUCGAGUCAUUGCUUUCAUUGACACUGGAGCUGCUUGUUUACUCAUGAAUCCUAUUGUUCUCCCUGAAGAUCAAUGGGUGCCGCACUUUAAGGAUUUCAACACUGCAUCAAAUGGAAUCUUGACUACCACCAUCAUCACAAAGCACCUAGUAAAAAUUGGGUUCUUUCCAGGAUUGAAGUACAGAACCAAGCUAAUAGGGUCAGAUGCACCAGGGAAAGAUCUUAUUGUUGGAUUCGACAUUUUCAGACAACUAAAAGAUCAACUCCACAUCAGGGCUAAUGGAAUAACCUUCAAGAAGCAGUUCAAACCUUAUUCUGAAAUUCCAAGGCUAUUCCAAAUCACCAACGACGAACAAAUUAAGGAGACUGAACAAAAUCUCAUUGAGCAUUCAUGUGCUGAAUCGCAUAAGGAUUUUAUGAAGAAAGGGAAAAGCCCGUUAUGGAUGAACGAAGAGUUUUUUAUCAAGCCCCCUUUUAAGAAGAAUGAAAGCAUCAAUCCAACAAAAGCCAGUCAUUCAGGCAUGAAUCCAGAUCACCUUCAACUUGCGAAGAAAGAAUGUGAAGAACUCUUGGAAUUUGAUCUAAUAGAGCCAUCAGAUUCAAAAUGGGCAUGUGAAGCAUUUUAUUUCAACAAAAGAGCUGAGCAGACAAGAGGAAAACUCAGGUUAGUCAUUAACUACCAACCACUUAACCACUUCCUCCAAGAUGAUAAAUUUCCCAUUCCAAAUAAACUCACUCUUUCCUCCCACUUAGCCGAGGCAAAAUAUUUUUCCAAGUUUGAUCUUAAAUCUGGAUUUUGGCAAUUGGGAAUCCACCCUGAAGAAAGACCCAAAACGGGAUUUUGCAUCCCCGAUCAUCACUUCCAAUGGAAAGUUAUGCCCUUCAGAUUAAAAACUACACGCUCCUUGUUCCAAAAAGCCAUGAUAAAAAUAUUCCAGCCUAUCUUCCAUACCACUUUAGUUUACAUUGACGACAUCCUAUUAUUUAGUGAUACAUUGGAGGAACAUGUCAACUUGCUUUGCCAAUUUGAGGCACUGGUAACACAAUACGGGAUCAUGCUUUCAGCAAAAAAGAUGGUUCUUGCUCAAAAAGAGAUUGAUUUUCUCGGAAUGCAUGUUGUCCAAGGUGCAUACAGUCCAGGACCCCAUAUAUGUCAGGAACUACUCAAAUUUCCAGAUACCAGCCUCACAACAAAGCAGAUCCAAUAG
Nicotiana attenuata is the source of this 1638-nucleotide messenger RNA. RefSeq lists its product as uncharacterized. The record is from RefSeq and is a predicted model, not a curated record. Gene Ontology annotation, molecular function: zinc ion binding; nucleic acid binding. Lineage: Eukaryota; Viridiplantae; Streptophyta; Magnoliopsida; Solanales; Solanaceae. Bases 1 to 1638 code for a protein of 545 amino acids. The transcript has a single exon.